GCCAACCAUAACCAUCAGUGAAGUAGUUUUUUUCUCUCUCUCUCUAGGGUUGGUUGAAUGGCGAGCGAAGAUGUGGCGGUAGGGAAGAGAAGUAGUGAGAGUGUUGCAGUUAAUACAAUAGUUAAUCUUGCUGAAGAAGCUAAAAUGGCGAGUGAAGGUGUUAAAGCUCCUUCUCAUGCUGCUCUUUUCACUAUUGCCAAAUCUCUUGCUGCUGGUGGAAUUGCUGGUGGAGUAUCACGCACUGCAGUUGCUCCAUUGGAAAGGCUAAAAAUUCUGCUCCAGGUUAUGAGGAUGUUACAUGGACCUUUGUUCGUUGAAGUGCAGGUACAGAAUGCUCACUGUAUAAAAUACAAUGGUACAGUUCAGGGGUUGAAAUACAUAUGGAGAACUGAGGGUCUGCGGGGUUUGUUCAAAGGAAAUGGUACUAAUUGUGCCCGCAUUGUUCCAAACUCUGCCGUCAAGUUCUUCAGCUAUGAGGAGGCAUCGAGGGGAAUCUUAUGGUUUUACCGACAGCAAACUGGAAAUGAGGAUGCUGAACUUACUCCUCUUCUACGCCUUGGUGCUGGAGCAUGUGCAGGCAUCAUUGCCAUGUCAGCAACUUAUCCAAUGGACUUGGUACGAGGUCGGAUUACUGUUCAGACAGAUAAAUCUCCUAGCCAGUACAGAGGGAUAUUUCAUGCUCUGAGAACAGUUUUUGCUGAAGAAGGCCCGCGUGCUCUGUACAAAGGAUGGCUCCCUUCUGUGAUAGGCGUGAUUCCUUAUGUAGGUUUAAACUUUGCUGUAUAUGAAUCCUUAAAAGAUUGGUUGGUCAAAACUCGACCAUUAGGACUAGCCCAAGACACUGAAUUGAGUGUUAUAACAAAGCUCGGCUGUGGUGCUGUUGCUGGAACCAUUGGGCAAACGGUUGCUUACCCUCUUGAUGUCAUCCGUCGAAGAAUGCAGAUGGGCGGCUGGAAAAAUGCAGGUUCAGUUGUUAUUGGUGAUGGGAAGAGCAAGGCACCUGUAGAGUAUAGUGGUAUGAUUGAUGCAUUUAGGAAAACAGUUCGUCACGAGGGAGUUGGAGCUUUAUAUAAGGGUUUGGUCCCCAAUUCAGUCAAGGUGGUCCCGUCUAUAGCAAUUGCAUUUGUGACAUAUGAGGUGGUAAAAGACAUUCUUGGUGUGGAAAUGAGGAUAUCUGAUUGAAUUGUUCGAGGAAGUUCAGGUUAUUUUCUGAACCUAGAUGUUGAUUUACUCGGAGAAGCAAGGAAGGUGUUUGUGGGAAAGUGUUAUCUCGUAGACUUGGAAAGGGAGAGAUCCUGAGCACCCUUAUAUAUUUUACCCAUACCAACGGUUGUCUUUGCGUCCUCCUUUAGGUUUACAUUAUAUCGGAUAAAUUAGCAAUAAGAGUGGUCCAGAAGUAGCAGUAGGUGCACUUCAUAUUAUAGGAAUCAAAAUACUCAUUUGGCCAGUAUUUUUACACAACAGCUUAUAUUGAAUGGAGAUCUGGGUCGUUGAUUUCACGAUUUGCUCUGGUGAUGAUCCAUUUUUUUGUUCGGUACAUUUGAUCAGCACUGUUUAUUUCUGCCAUAUUUUGUGGUGUAUCGGUGCAGGCAUGGGCGCUAGCUGCAUGCUAAACUAAAUAUUUUGUGCCUGCAAAUAAUGCAUUAGGAUUAUUACA
Lycium ferocissimum is the source of this 1657-nucleotide messenger RNA. RefSeq names its product mitochondrial adenine nucleotide transporter ADNT1-like. NCBI's taxonomy places the organism in Eukaryota, Viridiplantae, Streptophyta, Magnoliopsida, Solanales, Solanaceae. The record is from RefSeq and is a predicted model, not a curated record. Gene Ontology annotation, biological process: transmembrane transport. Bases 58 to 1182 code for a protein of 374 amino acids. The transcript is spliced from 8 exons.